Molecule: messenger RNA, 1071 nt
Organism: Bombyx mandarina (wild silkworm)
Lineage: Eukaryota; Metazoa; Arthropoda; Insecta; Lepidoptera; Bombycidae
Source: RefSeq, a predicted model, not a curated record
AUGAAAUAUACGCUAUUACUCGUCGUCGCUUUCCUGGCGGCCAGUUUUGUGAUCGGCGCUCCGACCACUAACGACGAGGACCAAAUCAUCAUAACGACAGAUUUCUUCCCCGACGAGUUGUCAGUAUACAGCAGCCAAAACGACAUAAUCAGUAUAACAGUACCAUUGAACUCAAUCAACUUCGAGGACAACGACGACGAUUCCGAUCCGGACAUCAUACUGUUCUUCGUUGAGGGCGACCUCGAUAAUGGCGAGGUUAAGGAAUACAAGGGCCUUUAUCGAUACAAAAACGGUACGGCCACGAAAAUGCUUGAUGACGGUACAAGCUCGACCGCUUCCAUCGACGACUCCAAACUCGCGUUCUUCGGCGCCAAAUCCGGUAUUUACGUUUACGACAACGAAGACGGCAGCGUUAAGAAAUACGGAACGGUCGACGACAGUGUCAUUGACAUUGUUCAAGUAAACGGAACUGGUCCUUUAUACGUUUUGACUGAAGACCACACCGUUUACAAAGUCACCGAAGAAGGCAAUAAGAAAGUCGCUGUUGACGGCGCUAAAGAUGCCCAACAGAUUAUGCUUGAUUACUCCGGUAACGUUUACUUUUACGGCCCGGCCAAAAAGCCGAAAGUUGUGACCGAAAAUGGGGUGCAGGAAAUCGUUGGCCUUCCUGAAAACCCAGCUCAGGUGAGACUAAUCAAACCACCGUUUGUCAUAGAAAACGGUGUUGUUUUUAUUGUAGAUAACGACAUUUAUACUAUAUUUGCGAACGGUACAAGUGAGAAAACUGAUUUCAAACUGGACGCAAAACCAACAGCCUCGGCCGUCGAAGCCACUCUAAUCCAAUAUUACGCUUACAAUAAAAAGAUUUAUGAAUACAACAUCCUGACUAUUAUACUGGGAGAGCUAUUUGAUGAACUGAAAACAUUUUUGGAAGAGAAGGCUGAAGAUAUACAGUCGAUCGCGACCAGAUCACGCAGCGGAUUCAGAGCCUAAACACCUCAUGGCGCUAUUCCACAAAUUGAGUACAAGAUGUGUAAAUUAACUAUCCUAAUUAGUAAUGGAAUAAAAUGA